AUGUUCACGACAAUCGUUCUCGCGCUCAGUCUAGCUGCCUCAGUGUCUUCCGUUGGAGUCGCGGCACGAACUGAUGGUGGAAUUCAUCUACCCAUGUACCGGACAGUGGCUUCAGUGUCGCAGAAACGCUCAACCAUGAUAAGCGCUGUCGGUUUGGGUGAUUUCUUGGACGUUACCUACACUGUCUCCGUCACCGUGGGCAAUACGGAGACCACUCUUGUGCUGGACACGGGUUCAUCCGAUUUGUGGGUUGUAUCCGACGCAUGCUCCGGUGAAUGUACGGAUAGUGUGGUACCCCUCUACUCGAUUGCAUCACUGAACGAUACGGGUCUCGAUGUCCUCUUGCUGUAUGGCGAUUCCCGCACGGGAACAUACGCAUCCGGACCCAUAGGCCAGGACAGCGUCGGAAUCGGGGGUCUGAGCGUUGCAAGUCAAACGUUUGCUGCGGCCAAUAGCACAAACACAACCAUCUUCCAAACGGGAUCGGCUGGUAUACUGGGGCUGGGGUUUCCGCCCAUCAGUCUCAUGUGGCGCGAACGACUUCAAGCGGACCUCGUGAACAGUCAAAGCCCAUUGUCAAAGCGGGGACUUCCUGGACCAUCUGCGAACAUCUCUACCGGGUCCAUCGGACAGCCCCCCUUCCCUUCGUUUGAUUUCCUCAAGCCGGCUUUGCUGAAGAAACGGCAGGCGCCGGACGGGACCUCACCAUCACCCGCUGAUCUCGCGAUUGCCUCCUUUGCGCAUUACGGUCCGCUAUUCACUCGGUUGAUCGGACAAGACGCCCUUGCCCUCCCCCUUAUAGCGACGACUCUGCAACGCGACUCGUUUCAAAUCGGCGGAAACGCGGGCAUGCUCUCCAUUGGCGGCUUACCCGCUGGUCUUCAAAUAACGCAGCUUACCUGGGCGCCCGUACGCGGCUACAGCAGCGACGAGGGAGGUCUGCCACCGCCUUCCGAUUCUCCGGCCGAGGUCUACCCGUUGGUUUGGGAAAUCGCGGUGGACGAUGUUUAUUUCGACGGCGUCAAGUUGCCCAGAUCUAUUCUAUCUUCACCGGCCAUAUCGCUGUCCGCCCUAAUUGAUACGGGUAACUCGCUCGUCCGCGGUCCGCGCGACGUUGUCGAACAUAUUAUGGCAUACUUCGGCGGCCCUAAUGCCUCCUUCGACUGCAAGGAAGUGCACAACUUGACAUUCCAAAUCGGCGGCUCUAUGUUCACCGUAGACCCCCGAGACUUUGCACACCCUCUGCAAGAUGAUUCAAGCUCGGAGUCACCACGCUGCACGCCCGCUCUCGCGAUGACCGAUCCGCCUGGCCAAGGCGGCUUCUUGUAUAGCUGGAGCCUCGGUGACCCUUUCCUGAAGUCUGUGCUGGUUGCGUAUUACUACGGGAACGUUACGCAUCCGUCUCAAGAUCCCCCCAAAAUCGGACUCCUAUCGACUGUUCCUUCAGAUGUAGCGAGUCAACUACAGCAAGCCAUCCAAGCUGUGGUUUCAUCUGGUGGUCAAUUUCCUGCAAUUGCGGAGUCUGCACCAACUGGGACAGCGAUAUCGUCCGGUACAGCCGCCAAUGGUGUGCCGCAAGCAACGCACGCGGAUCUACCGUCCUAUGCAAGCAACGCCGCCUUGACAUUUGCGCUCAGGACCAAAGCAUGGACUUCUCUCGCCCUCGCUACCACUACCGGAUUCGUACUAUUGGGUAUAGUAACCUACCUUUGA
Rhodofomes roseus is the source of this 1713-nucleotide messenger RNA. Its product is annotated as acid protease. The coding region runs from base 1 to 1713 and encodes 570 amino acids. Gene Ontology annotation, molecular function: aspartic-type endopeptidase activity. Gene Ontology annotation, biological process: proteolysis. Lineage: Eukaryota; Fungi; Basidiomycota; Agaricomycetes; Polyporales; Fomitopsidaceae. The record is from RefSeq and is a predicted model, not a curated record. The transcript has 8 exons.